CUGUUUUCUCCUCCCCUCUCAUCCUCCCAACAGCAAGUCGCAGCCAGCCCAGCCUCUGCUUCUUCCAGCAACACAGGGCCUGGCAAGGAGGAGAGGGGACCACACUGAACCCACCCCCCACACACACACACAGGAUGGGAGAGGGGGGUGAAGAGCCCCAGGAGCUGCCGAAAGAGCAGAGCACCAACUAAAAUGAAGAUGAGACCUUUCUCUGUCUCCAAGAGCUCAGUAGGGAGCUCCUCCCUUCUUGGUUACACCAUAAUCUUCAUUUCUCUUCUUGUUCACAAGUUGGACUCAGCACACUUUUCAGUGAUUGGACCCGAUCACCCUAUCACCGCUUCUGUAGGUGAUGAAGUCAUAUUAGCCUGUCGCCUGUCACCCAGCAUGAGUGCUAAGAACAUGGAGGUGCGAUGGUACCGGGCUCAGUUUUCUUCAGUUGUGCACCUGUACCGUGAAGGGAAGAAUCAGUAUACGGAGCAGAUGUCAGAAUAUCGGGGAAGGACAGAGUUUCUGAAAGACGGCCUGGCUGACGGAAGAGUUGCCUUGAGGAUAGGCAAUAUCAGACUCUCUGAUUCAGGGCUGUACAAGUGUUUCUUUCAAUCGGAGUUCUCAUAUCAAGAAGCUGCAUUGGAACUACAGGUAUCAGUUUCAGGUACUAAUCCCCUGAUCUCUAUUGAGGGUUACCAGGACGGAGGUAUCCGAAUGGUGUGUCGAUCGGGUGGAUGGUAUCCAGAGCCUCAGUCGUUGUGGAAGGAACUCCAAGGACAGCCUCUCCCAUCAUUGCCUGCAAAAUACUUCCGUGAUGAGAAUGGCCUGUUUCAGACUGAAUCUGUACUUAUUGUAACAGAAAAUUCCAACCGGAAUCUGACCUGCACAAUCAGAAACAACAUCCUGAACCAAGAAGAAGUAUCAAGCAUUUAUAUAGCAGAUUCUUUUUUCCCGAAGGUCUCCCACGUGACAGUGAUUCUCCUGUCACUAAACCUGUUGGUUUUGGGUUUUUUCAUUCCUUUGCCUAUUUACUAUUUAUGGAAGCAAUACAAAGAAAAAGAUUCUCUGCACUCUAAAUUGAAAGUCUUUGAAGAAAAACUACGAUUUCAAGUGGAGAAAGAGAAAGAAAAAUAUCUUUCAGGAUUUGUGCUCAGAAAAGCCCGAAGAUUUGCAGUGAAUGUGACUCUGGAUCGAGAAACAGCACAUCCUGAACUCUGGGUCUCAGAGGACCUCAAAAGUGUGAAAUGUGCAGACAUAACGGAGGAACAACCUGAAGAUCUGGACAUUGUUGAUUCUUAUCGCUGUGUCCUGGGCUAUGAGAGAUUUAACUCUGGGAGACAUUAUUGGGAAGUGGAGCUUAAGAACAAGACUAUGUGGCACUUGGGGGUUUGUGCUGACUCAGAAAACAGGGAGAGGUACAAAAGUAUAGCACCUGAAGGUGGAUACUGGGCCAUAAGAUUGUGGAAUGGAGAAUGCAAAGCCCUCUCCACUCCUCGGACAACAAUCACCUUGGAAAUGAGACCCACAAGGGUUGGGAUUUUUCUGGACUAUGAAGCAGCAGAGCUCUCAUUUUACAAUUUGUCUGAUGACUCCCAUAUCUACACUUUCAAAUAUAUCUUCCCUGGGACACUCCGGCCUUUCUUCAGUCCAGGUGUAUAUGGAUCUAAAGAGGCUGCUCCCCUGACCAUCUACCCAGUUAUAGACUGGCAAUGAAGGACACAUUGUCAUUCACAACUACUAUUACAAUUUUCUAGCUAUGUCAGACUCACACAGAAAAAAAAAUGGUAAAAUGUCUGAUGAUGGGGAAAUAUCAAGUCGAGCUGGUUGAAAAUUGAGAGACAAAAUGUUUUUUCUUCGGAAAAUACCAUUUCAUCAAUAUCUGAACUUUCCAUGGGAGUGUGUCGAUUUCAGCAAAACUUAGUUUAGAAAAAAAAUUAAACAAAGCAUUUCAUUAAUGUUGAAAUGCCCCUUUUGAUACUUACGGAACAAAAAUUUUGAUUUUUUGUUUCAAAAUGACCUUUGUUUAACAUUUUAUUGUAUAUAAUAUAAUAAAAG
Trachemys scripta elegans is the source of this 2043-nucleotide messenger RNA. Its product is annotated as butyrophilin subfamily 1 member A1-like. The coding region runs from base 193 to 1701 and encodes 502 amino acids. The transcript has 10 exons. Lineage: Eukaryota; Metazoa; Chordata; Testudines; Emydidae. Gene Ontology annotation, cellular component: external side of plasma membrane. The record is from RefSeq and is a predicted model, not a curated record. Gene Ontology annotation, molecular function: signaling receptor binding. Gene Ontology annotation, biological process: T cell receptor signaling pathway; regulation of cytokine production.